This is a messenger RNA of Cercocebus atys (sooty mangabey), 2829 nucleotides long. RefSeq names its product forkhead box I2 (gene FOXI2). Gene Ontology annotation, molecular function: DNA-binding transcription factor activity, RNA polymerase II-specific; RNA polymerase II cis-regulatory region sequence-specific DNA binding. NCBI's taxonomy places the organism in Eukaryota, Metazoa, Chordata, Mammalia, Primates, Cercopithecidae. Bases 1 to 957 code for a protein of 318 amino acids. The transcript has 2 exons. The record is from RefSeq and is a predicted model, not a curated record. Gene Ontology annotation, biological process: regulation of transcription by RNA polymerase II; anatomical structure morphogenesis; cell differentiation.
AUGACCACCUACUGCAAAGACCUGGGCCCCUCCUCGGCCCCGCCCGGCCAGGCCCGGGCCACCGCGCAUCCCCCGGGCUAUGAGCAUAGUGAUCUGGGCGCAGUGGGCGGGGGCCCGCGCUUGUGGGUGAAUGCGCCAGCGCUCAGAUCCAAGUCCUACGCUUCAGGUCCCGGGCCCGUGCCGCCCUACGCGGCCCCCGGCUACGGGGCUCCCGGCCCGCUCCUUGGCGCCCCGGGUGGCCUGGCGGGCGCCGACCUGUCCUGGCUGAGCCUCUCCGGCCAGCAGGAGCUGCUGAGGCUGGUGCGGCCGCCCUAUUCCUACUCGGCGCUCAUCGCCAUGGCCAUCCAGAGCGCGCCCCUGCGGAGGCUGACUCUCAGCCAGAUCUACCAGUACGUGGCUGGCAACUUCCCUUUCUACAAGCGCAGCAAGGCGGGCUGGCAGAACUCCAUCCGCCACAACCUGUCGCUCAACGACUGCUUCAAGAAGGUGCCCCGCGACGAGGACGACCCAGGUAAAGGCAAUUACUGGACCCUGGACCCCAACUGCGAGAAGAUGUUUGACAACGGGAACUUCCGAAGGAAGAGGAAGAGGAGAGCUGAAGCCAGCGCGGGCUCGCCCUCGGGAGCCAGGAGCGAGGGAGGGGCCGAGGCGCCCGCGCUGGAGCCCCCGGGCGCGGCUUGCCCGGACCUGCAGGCUUCGCCCUCUCCAUCCUCACCCGAGGCCGCCACCUGCUUCUCUGGUUUCGCCUCCGCUAUGAACGCAUUGGCGGGCGGCCUUGGCACCUUCCCCGGGGGCCUGGCGGGCGACUUUUCUUUCGGGAGGCCGCCUCCGACGGUGGCCGUCCACGCUUCCCAGACCCUUAGCCGCUCGCCUGACUUCGCCCCUGGCCACCAGACCGCGGCCACUGGCUUCCGCGUCAGUCACCUCCUCUACAGCCGGGAAGGGACCGAAGUUUGAAGGGACGCUGGAGGCUAGCCGGGUGCGGUGUCCAAAGGUGCUGAGCUCAGGCCUCCGGUUUCCCCUGGUGACAGCCCCACGUGUUGGCGCCGAAGGCCUGGGUGCCCUGGGAGGACGCGCAGAGCCGGGGGCGGCUUGGCUAGCAGGGAGCUGGGCUGAGCAGCUCUUGGGCCUCGGGGUGGGUGGCCGUCUGCUGUGCACCCCUCAGCCAGGCGACCUUCAGAGCUUCCCUGCUCUGCCUCUAAGUCGAUCCCUCCUGGGCCUCCAGAACCUGUGCUCUUCAGGGAUUUGCCUUGAAGGGGCGGCGCGGUUGGCGCUCAGCUCCAGCAUUUCCCAAGCAGGCUGGCUGACUCCAAAGAGCCUUAGAGCAGGUGGGAGGAAAGUGGGCUGCCAGAACGGCCCGGGGGUGGGGGCCCUUUCCACCUCCACCCAGCUUGGGUCACCUGGCUCAGGGCCUUCCCUCCUGCUUCAGGGAGGCUGCUGCCGGGGCUGGAGGACAGAGCUCAGGAGCAGCCACAGUGGUGGGGUCCAGGUGGGCCAGGAGCCUGCAGUGAGGGGAUCUGAGACUUUUGGGAUUGGGUCCUGUGUAAGGAAGGUCUUGCUAAGGGCUGAAACUGCCGGUGGUGGGAGGGAGAAGGGCUGCCUGGGCAGAAAACGCCCUUGAGAUACCAGCUCCCUCCCAUGUCACACAGCUCUGGUCCUUGAUGACCCCCCUGUAGGACAAGGCAACUCCCCAGGGCCCCGUCAUCACUGACCACAGGAGCGGUGCCCAGCACCCAGGAGUUCCCCGAGGGUCUAGGUUUGUUUCACCCCAUCCACACUCAUGCUCACACAGGCUCAUGAAAGGGCACACCUGUUUUGGUCUCUUUCCCCUCCAAACCCACAGUAUGGGCCAAAGCUGCGCCUAUGUUCAGAGCUCCUGAACAGCAGCUUGUGUAAAUUGAACCCUACCCCACCCGGUUCCUUCUUAGACAUGGUAUCUUUGUGAAGCACAAGGAGCCCCCAGUCACUGGGAAGAGGAAUUUUGGCCUCUGUACUCCUCAGAAGUCCUAGGUGCCCCAUUCAGAUGCCCUGAGUCGUUGUGGCAUCUGGGACUCCCUGGAGAUGGGCACGUUGGUCGGGGGGUAUCCAUCUUGUUGUUGAUAGGGGGCACCCAUCUUCCCUGUAUUUUGGGGGAGGAUGGAAGGGGGCCUUCCCAGGAAGAGAGUGGAGAGAGGAUACUGUUAGUUUGGAGUAGGACAGCUGGUUUAGCAACCCUAAGCCCCAGCCACACAGGUGUUCCUAAGACACAGGUAUUCCUAAGACACAGGUAUUCCUAAGACACAGGUAUUCCUAAGACACAGGUGUUCCUAAGACACAGGUGUUCCUAAGCUGCCCGCAGCGCCCCUCACUGCUGCUGCCACCAGUGCUGGAAAUGAGAGCAGCGCACCUGUCUGUCCCUAGAGCUGACUCAUCAUGGCCCUGCUGAAGAGUGAGGGGUGUGUGCGUGUGUGUGUGUGUGUGUGUGUGUUUAAGACAGAGAGGGAGGGAGAAGAAGGGAGGCAGGGGAACAUGGAGAGAAGGAGCCAGGAGUUGGGAUAAACCUGGUGCCUGGUCAUGUGUUUGAUCAGCAGUGGCUCUUAACUCCGUGUGGCAUCUAUGCUGCUGCCCCCCACAGGCAGGUGAGCAGAGCGCCAGUUGUGUCAAAGGUGAUGAUGUUGGCUAACCAAACUCACAACCAACCCACAAUCUCUCUUGAGGGGACACUCCCCAUAUGUAAUACAGUUAAAGAAGGCCAGGAAAGGAAAAGAAAUUCCUUAGCUUAUACAUUUUAAAAAUUAUAUCUUGAACUUAUUUUAAUAGAAUAAAAUGCUAAAAAUAAAGAUCAAUAUA